Calypte anna (Anna's hummingbird) is the source of this 1197-nucleotide messenger RNA. RefSeq names its product leucine rich repeats and transmembrane domains 2 (gene LRTM2). Gene Ontology annotation, molecular function: protein binding. Bases 85 to 1197 code for a protein of 370 amino acids. The record is from RefSeq and is a predicted model, not a curated record. The transcript is spliced from 3 exons. NCBI's taxonomy places the organism in Eukaryota, Metazoa, Chordata, Aves, Apodiformes, Trochilidae. Gene Ontology annotation, cellular component: plasma membrane.
CAGGCUACAAGGUCGCUCCUCCUCCCUUUGGGGCUGUGUGCCAGGCUGGCUGGUGGAUGUGAAGACACGUUGGAGAAGACAACAAUGCUGCCUACAACUGCUGGCCACCGGUGGAGGAGCAGGUUCCUCAUGAGGUGGCAAGAAGCUUGUCUGCUCGGGUGCUGGCUGUCACUAUGUGCUGCCGAGUCCUUCUUUGCUUGCCCUUCCUCCUGCAAGUGUAACAGUGGCAACCUGGAAGUGGACUGUAGUGGCUUGGGCCUCUCUUCCAUUCCCUCAGACAUCCCCACAAACACCAGGACCUUCCUCUUUCUCAACAACAAACUCAGCAUCCUGCCAGGAGCAGUGUUUUCCAACCUCUCUGCCCUCCAGAGACUGGAUCUAUCCAACAACUUCUUGGACCAGCUCCCUCAGAACAUCUUCAGCGACCUGGGGAACCUCACAGAGCUCCAGCUGAGGAACAACAGCAUCCGGGCCUUGGACAAGGACCUGCUACAACACACGGCCCUGCUGCGCCAGCUGGAUCUCUCCAUCAAUGGUCUGGCCCAGAUACCCUCAGGCAUCUUUGAUGACCUGCCUGCUCUCCGCUCCCUUUCUCUCAAGUCCAAUCGCCUACAGAGCCUGGACAGGGUGACCUUCGAACCACUCAUCAGCCUGCAGCACCUCCAAGUUGGAGAUAACCCCUGGGAAUGUGACUGCAACCUCCGAGACUUCAAGCACUGGAUGGAGUGGUUCUCCUACAGAGGUGGGAAAAUCGACCAGCUGGCAUGUACCCUGCCCAAGGAGCUGAAAGGGAAGGAUAUGCGAAUGGUACCCAUGGAGAUGUUUAACUACUGCUCCCAGCUGGAUGAUGAGAACAGCUCUACAGUGCUGGACAAUAUCGGCCCUCCCUGCACUAAAGGAAGCCCAACUCCCCCCAAAUCUAAAUCAGGCACAGAAACAGAAGUGGAGCCCAGCGUGGGAUGCCCUCAAAAACAGCGAUAUAGGCCUGUAAGCGUGCGCCGGGCUAUUGGCACUGUGAUCAUUGCAGGGGUGGUUUGUGGCAUCGUUUGCAUCAUGAUGGUGGUGGCAGCUGCUUAUGGUUGCAUCUAUGCCUCCCUCAUGGCCAAGUACCACCGGGAGCUGAAGAAAAGGCAGCCACUCAUGGGUGACACAGAAGGUGAACACGAAGAACAAAAACAAAUCUCUUCUGUGGCAUGA